AUGAACUCGCAUGAAACAUUCACCAGCUCAGCGUAUCCUCCAUCCAGUCCUAAAUAUAAUCCUGCGGAGUACUGGGAAGGACUUAUAGAUGUGCCUGCAUAUGGUUGGAGGUUCACAUUUGACCAGAUAAAGCGAGAGUCUCCUUCAAGAAGGAUCACCGAUACCUCCAAGCGUAUAGGAUUCACGGUGGAAUGUCAAAAACGGGCCAAAGGAAUUGUGUUUAUGUUUGCUUGUUGUAGACAGUUGAAGCUUUCGAGAUCUGUUGCACUGACUGCUUCAUACUACUACCAUCGAUUCUACAUGCGACGUGACUUCAGUUACUAUCACUACUUUGAGAUUGCUGCCACGUGCUUAUUUAUAGCAUGCAAGGCAGAAGAAUGUCGCAGAAAGUUGGCUGACGUGGUUAAAGUUUGUGCUAGUAUCGCCAUGUGGGGAAAAAUGAACGAUACCAUUGAUGAGGAUAGUAAAAUAUACUGGAAAUGGAAAGAUACCAUUACUAAUUUGGAAGAAUUGUUAUUAGAGGUUCUCUGCUUUGAUGUGACACCUGAAAAUGCCUAUAAAGUUUGCUUGAGAUCUCUAGAUUUGGAGUUUGAUGAGGAACCAGCUAAAGAGGAUGAGGUGGAAAAGAGGAAAUCACAGCAGAUUUUUGUGAUUUGCACCAAUUUCUUCGAGAUUUUGGCUCGGCUGCCUCUUUUGUUGAUGUUUGAUACCGAAACUAUCUGUGCUUUGGGUACAGCUUUCAGUUGCAAGCAGGAAAAGAGAACGAUGAAGGAGCAUUUUUUGACACAGAAGCUUAAUGUGCGUGUAGAAGACGUCUGGAAAUGCUAUAACACUGCUAUUGAACUGGCAAAUAGUCUAGAGCCGCUUAGGCCUUCUUUUAGAGUGCUCGAGAGUCUUCCCAGGUUGGACCAGGAGGAACUAAGUGGUAUCCUUGGAGUAGGAGUGAAAAAUUAA
Brettanomyces nanus is the source of this 954-nucleotide messenger RNA. RefSeq lists its product as uncharacterized. Gene Ontology annotation, cellular component: nucleus; cyclin/CDK positive transcription elongation factor complex. Gene Ontology annotation, molecular function: cyclin-dependent protein serine/threonine kinase activator activity. Gene Ontology annotation, biological process: regulation of transcription by RNA polymerase II; positive regulation of DNA-templated transcription, elongation. NCBI's taxonomy places the organism in Eukaryota, Fungi, Ascomycota, Pichiomycetes, Pichiales, Pichiaceae. The transcript has a single exon. The record is from RefSeq and is a predicted model, not a curated record. The coding region runs from base 1 to 954 and encodes 317 amino acids.